This is a messenger RNA of Eruca vesicaria subsp. sativa (arugula), 333 nucleotides long. The record is from the annotation of a GenBank genome assembly. NCBI's taxonomy places the organism in Eukaryota, Viridiplantae, Streptophyta, Magnoliopsida, Brassicales, Brassicaceae.
AUGUCAUAUUUUUGUCUUUUCUAUUUAAUAGUUGUUCUUACUAAGGGAAAGCUGAGUGGUGGAAGUCAACAGAAAGGUCAAAGAAGCUCCAGAGCUGCUCUUCAAGCUGGUAUCGACAAGUUUGCUGAUGCUGUUGGUCUCACUCUUGGCCCUAGAGGGAGGAAUGUUGUGUUGGAUGAGUUUGGAAGUCCCAGGGUUGUGAACGAUGGAAUCACCAUUGCUAGGGCUAUUGAGUUACCUGACACCAUGGAGAAUGCUGGUGCAGCACUAAUCCGUGAGAAGAUGAGAAGCGUGGUUGGAGAAGAUGUCAUGGGAGCAGAUAUUAGAGUUUGA